Molecule: messenger RNA, 984 nt
Organism: Diorhabda sublineata
Lineage: Eukaryota; Metazoa; Arthropoda; Insecta; Coleoptera; Chrysomelidae
Product: ejaculatory bulb-specific protein 3-like
Exons: 4
Coding region: 404-808 (134 amino acids)
Source: RefSeq, a predicted model, not a curated record
CAUGCACCUAUGAACAAUUCAAUUGUUUUAAACUUUAAUAUAUCCACUUGGAGAUGAUUGUUAUCGUUCUUGAAUAAUAAUUGGAUUUAUACAAUAUAUUUAAUAGAUCAAUUAUCGUUUUAUUUCUUAGUAUUAUUUCAAUAACUGUAAAUGUUCUUUUCGCGUGUUAAAAAAUUAAUGAAAAAUUUAUGUUUAUUUACUUACAGAAUUCAUGGACAAAUAUUUUAUUAAAUCAAUUAAAGUAGUUUUCUAUACUUAUCGAAGAAUUCGUGCGAAAAAUGCGUUUGACAUUGUUUACAAAAAUUAUAAUCGAAUGGAUUCUUUGAUAUAAAAGUAAAACGGAUCAAAUUAAACUUAGUUGUUCUGCGAAUUUUUUAACGUGAUUUCUAUUUAAUAAAACAGAAUGUUUUCUUUGGUUAUGAAUUUAUGCCUUGCUGGAUUAACUUUGGCUGCAGUAACCGAAAAAGCCAAGUACACAACAAAAUACGAUAAUGUUAAUCUAGAAGAAAUCGUACACAACGAUAGACUUUUAAAAAAUUAUGUAGAUUGUCUUUUGGAAAAAGGAAAAUGUACUCCGGAUGGAUUGGAAUUGAAGAAAAAUAUGCCUGACGCCAUUGCAACCGAUUGCAGUAAAUGCAGCGAAAAGCAGAAAGAUGGGUCUGAAUAUAUGAUGAGAUUUUUAAUUGACAAUAAACCUGAAUAUUGGAAUCCUUUGCAGGAGAAGUACGACCCUUCAGGAACUUAUAAACAGAGAUAUCUCGAGACUAAGAAACAGGAAGUUAAAGUUGAACCUAUUACCAAAACCUAAAAUAACAGACCAGUGACACGGAAUCUUCGGAAUAAAUGCUUCAAAUCAAAAUUUAUGCUUCAACAAGUAGUACUUAUAUGUAGAUUAUAACGCGUUUUUAUAUAGUUUAGUCAAUUCCUUUAAUAAUUAAAAAACGUAUAUUUUGUAAAGUUAAUUUAUUGGAAAUAUAUUGAAAA